AUAUGAACGAACGCCCACGCAAUUCAAAUCAAACUAGGAGAGCUUACAAUUUUCUUUCAUUUGUUCUUCUUCUUCCCGCUGUUUGGCUCAAUUCGGAGAAAAUUUAUGUCAUGGAUCCGUCGUCUUGCCCAUUCUGUCAUUUGGAAGUUCCAUCCUCAGAACUUGAGUGGCAUGCCAACAGUCACUUUGAGGUCGAGGAUAAAGAUGAACAACUAGCAAGGGACUUGGAAUUUGCCCAACAACUUGCUCUUGCCCCUUCUUCACCUCCAUCAUCAUCCAUGAAUAGUCAAGCAAUCAGUGACUUGCCAAUUUCUAACUGUGAUGCACAAAUUAGCAUGGAGGAAAAAGUCUCUUGCUUGAUUGCUUUACAGACUAGGACCACUUUCUACGAAAUUGAACAUGGCUUGAUGGCCUUGAUGAAAGACUGUUUGGAGUCAGAACGUGGAAAUACAACCAGUAUUGUGUCCGGUUAUAUUGAUCAUUUUCAGAGCAUUCCAUCUGAGGACGUUGGGUGGGGUUGUGGGUGGCGUAACAUCCAAAUGCUUAGCUCCCACUUGCUUAUGCAAAGGCACGAAGCUCGGGAGGUUUUAUUUGGUGGUUCGGGAUUUGUUCCUGAUAUUCCAUCUCUCCAAAGAUGGCUUGAGAUUGCUUGGGAAAAGGGAUUUGAUGAACUUGGCUCUGAUCAUUUUGCUAAUAAUAUUUAUGGCUCAAAAAAAUGGAUUGGAACUACUGAAUGUGCUGCCCUUUUCCGUUCUUUUGGGCUUCGAGCAAGAGUAGUAGAUUUUGGUCCCAAGGAACUUGAAUCAUUUUAUCCUUUGCUUCCUGGUUCAAGUCUUGGGAAAGAAGUAAAGAGAAUACAUAAUGGCGGAAAGAGGAAAGCAAUUCAGGUUUGUGGCCCGAUGGAUGGGUAUCUAUUGGCAAGGAAUCAUGAUGUUUCCCAAGCAAGUUCCCGUGGGGAUGAAAAGUCUGGAUGUUCUAGUAUUCCUCUUGGUGACUCGUUGUGUAGCAAAAGUAAUGAGAAUUUGGGAAAUAAGUUUACAAGGAAUAGCAAGGGUCAUCAGGUUCUCAUUGAUUGGAUCUGGAACUACUUUUCUGAUAAAAAAUGUACCAAAUCUGGCGAUCGUCAGGUUGUUGUCAGUGACAAAACACCCUUGUACCUCCAACACGAUGGACAUUCGAGAACGGUUGUUGGGAUUCAAGUCAAACAUCAACAUAAUGGGAUGCAGCAGCACAAUCUCUUAAUAUUGGACCCUGGCCAUAGAACAGCAGAUCUGGAAAGAUCGCUGAAACAGAAGGUCGGAUGGCAGAAGUUCAUCAAAAGAGGGGUUCACACACUGAAAAAGCCACAGUACCAGUUGUGUUAUAUUGAUACUGGAAUAGCAAAUCAGGAGGAAGUGGAGUUACUCAAGACAAUAGAAAGUGUUUUUCUGGAGUUCUAGAGGAACCUGUUGCACAUUUGCAAUCUGGAUUCCAGUUCUUCCGAAUAUAUAUGAACAGAGGAACAAGUGGCUAUAUUAGUGUUCACGUAUAUGCAGUGAGUGUUGACAGGACAGGGAAAGAUAAGAUAUGUUUGAAAUUAACGCAGCCUAAAAGAGAAUGAUUUGAUAUUCACCGUGUUAAGGCUUGUCCCCCACCCUUAGAAAGACAAUUUGAUUUCUGAAGAUAUUCCGGCUGCAGUUUCUGUGUUGACCUCUUCUUUACAAAUGAUCCUGACUAAUGAUGGAUUGAUUUUGAGGAAAUGUGUUACUGUUAGUGGAUUUCAUAUGUGCAAGAUGGCCAGAGAGUCAGGGAUUCAGAUCUUCUUACUCUUCAGAUGCUAGGAUGCUGUGAUGUUUUACAAGCUCUUAAUCUAGGCUAUCUUGGUUGUCAUUAUGAUCAAUUUGAGUUGCUUUUUAGCUGCCUGGAAGAUUUGGCAGGAGACACAGCUUGAAAAGUGACUCCCUUAUGCUUGCUUUCUGCGGUGUGCUUACUUUCGAGGGUGAGAAAUAAAGCCUGCUGGAGCUCAAGGGAACACUCUUAUAUUCUUAGUUGAUGUUGAUGGAGCGAAUGACUUCCUGUUAGUCUAUUAUUCUCUUAGGUUUUGUUGAUUCCAUCCGUGAGUGUAUUCUCUUGUAUACAUUGUAUUUAGAGUCCAUAUGGCAUCAUCCGUUGAACUUGAGAACAAAUUUAUUCAUUUAUCAAUAAAUAGGAAUAUAUGUUGCAACUUC
Molecule: messenger RNA, 2207 nt
Organism: Prunus mume (Japanese apricot)
Lineage: Eukaryota; Viridiplantae; Streptophyta; Magnoliopsida; Rosales; Rosaceae
Product: Peptidase C78, ubiquitin fold modifier-specific peptidase 1/ 2
Molecular function (GO): ubiquitin-like protein peptidase activity
Source: RefSeq, a predicted model, not a curated record